Chironomus riparius is the source of this 1242-nucleotide messenger RNA. NCBI's taxonomy places the organism in Eukaryota, Metazoa, Arthropoda, Insecta, Diptera, Chironomidae. The record is from the annotation of a GenBank genome assembly.
AUGAAGAAAUUCUUUUCCAAAAACCAUCAAAUUCAAGAAUUUGAUCCAAAAGUAACUGAAACUGUAAAGUUUAAGAAGGAAAACUCAGCAAUCGAAAGCUAUUAUCGUCUCAUCAUAAAGAUUUUCCUAGUCAUUGGAUUUGACUUUGAUGGAAAGUAUCAAAAAUCAAGAAAAGUGUCCUUUGGACUGAAGCUGAUUAAGCUAAUCAACAUGAUUUGCAUAUUUCUUGCAACAUUUCAAUGUCUGACUUACUUCUUCACAGAAAAUUUGAGUGAUGUUGGAACUUUAGGAUCCGGAACUUUUGGACUUUACAGUGUUCAGACGAUUGUGAAGAUUUUUGUGUAUUUUGCAGCUAUUGACAAAUUUCAUCAAUUGACAAUGGAUGUGAUUACAACUUACAGGAAGUUCAAGCCCAGUGAAAAUGAUGAGAAAUUUUUCCGAACAGCCUACAAAGUUUGCCCAAAAAUUUUCUUCUUCAAUGUCUUUAACUUGCUGUUUUACUCAUUGACAGGAUUAGUCAGGAUAGGAAUUGCAACAUACAUGGGAACUUCAGUUGGAUCUGUAUUUCCAUAUGAAGCUUAUUGGUCAUUUGAUCCAUAUGAAUAUCUGCCAUGGACGUUAUUUUACAAUGCAUACACAAAUGUCAUGACUGAUUUCGUAUCAAUGAUUUGUGAGCAACUUUUUGUCUUUGUUGUGUCACAUAUGGUUGUGAGUUUUGAAAGACUUGAAGAUGAACUUGUUGAGAUCAUUCAACAAAUUGACACUGUACCAUCGGAUGUCAUCAAGAGCAAGUUACCAAGAUGUAUCGAUCUUCAUAAUGAACUUAUUGAACAUUCUAAAGUUGUCAAUUCCUUAUUUGGAAUUUCAUUGCUUGGAUUUUUGAUUCAAUCUUAUUGGACGAUCUGCUACCUCAUUUUUCUGACAACAAGCAAGUUCUCUGACUUUGCUAUUCUCUCAGCAUUCGCACUCGUAAAUGUAUCUGUUCAGAUUUUAAUGCUAGCUUAUUUUGCUGAAAAAUUGAAGGAAAAGAGCCUGAAUUUAUCCGACAAACUGUCAUCAUGUAGUGACAAAAAUAUUGACAAAUCUCUGGCAAAAUAUUUUAUUUUAAUGAUUCAAGUGUCAAAUCAGCCGAUAAACUUGACAGCUUCUGGAUUUUUCAAGCUUGAUUUGCCAACAUUUACAACGAUUGUUAACACUGCAUACUCCUAUUUUGCUAUUUUAAGACAAGCAUACAAAGGAUAA